UGCACAUCAGGCACUUCAAACGACGCUUCAUCUCUUGUGGACAACGGGUACGGACCCCAGCGCAAUUUUUUAACUUCGUUUGUUUGAUCGCUAUGGCUGUAGCUACAAGACCACGGAGGCAAAUUUACGUCCGCCCAAGGAGUGAGCUAAUUACGGUGUUAAAUUGGCGACAGAUUUCUGACGAUCGAACCGAAAAAUGGCGAAGCGAAACUUGUUUGGAUGCGAAGUUCUUCGAGGAUCAAGAUCGUCCUAUAAACACUGGUUACAUUUGUGGAAGCUAUGAGUUAACUCGGGGACACCUUGAAGAAUCUGAAGACCGCGAAAUGGCGACAGCGAAAGACCUAGACACUCCCGACAUCAAAACGGCCGCAAAAAGAAGUGAAUUAACCAUCAAUUUAAAGCCAGCCAAUGUUCAGGUUAAACCGAGGCUUGUUAAGGCUCAAUCGAUGGCAAAUUUACCUUCAAAAUCGGGCGGGCUUGAAAGAGGAAACACACGUCCUAACAACUCGGAACCAACAAAGUUGAAUUCUAGACGGAAAAGCGCUUUAGAUGUGUCUCUAGCAAAACUCCGACACGAAAUGAACUCGUUAAGGAGACAAGACAUGGAGUUGCUUGAACAACUUCUCAGUCUCAACAAUAGUAUUCAGGAAUUCAAGCUAUCCCAGCAUGCCUCAUUGACCGACAUGUCCGACUCCUCUUCGGACGAAUGUGAGCCGGAGACAGCCAUGGAAAAACCGCUGAAAGUGAAGCGCUGGCACAGCCGUGGAAGCUUGGCUUCUGACGGAAGCGGUUAUCACAGUGCGUCAAGCCGCUUAUCAAUCGGAAGCAAUCCUUCGCUAAAUGUAAGUGACGUAGGAAGUUACGACAGCGGUCAUGAGAGCGGUGCUGGAUUAAAAUCGUGCAGAAGGAGAAGUAGAGGGAAAUUUGGGUCCGGGGACUUAAGGCGAGUGUCAUUUGGAACGGUGAGCGAACGAGGAAGCGGAAGUGAAAUCUUCAGCAACGGAAGCGAUGUUACAUUUCCGGCUCAAGCUGUGAGACGGAACUCAGAAUACCGCGUGGCAGAAAUAAGGCCUAUUAAGACUCUAAGUAAACGACAAAGCACAAUAUGGUGACCGCCAACUGCCACAUAGAGAAGAGCGGUACAAGAGUAAAGUUCAGUGUAAAGGUUUACUGGUGUCACAGAGCUUUGAACAAAGCGUUUCUUACGCAAUACAAAAAAUUUUAAACUUCUAUUCAAAUUAACGAUGAACUGUUCAAAACGUGUUACAAAUGACGCGCUCAAAAAAGCUUAAUGAAUAUUACGUUAAUAUUUCAGAGUGAUAAAUGCCCUUUCAAGGCGAACACUUUUAAAUGCAUUUUAUUACGCUAAGGUAAAUUUAGAAAACAAACAAAUAUCCUUUUAAAAAAAACAAAAAAAACAAACAAAACAUUGGUUAACAAUGGCAUCCCUGAUGCCUGAUUUACGUUGAAAAUUUUUAAUGGUAUCGACACGGAUAGUUCACAAAAUUCGUUAAAAAAAAAAAAAAAACAGCUGUAAACAUAAACCUUUUAACUCCCAUAAGUGAC
Molecule: messenger RNA, 1566 nt
Organism: Stylophora pistillata
Lineage: Eukaryota; Metazoa; Cnidaria; Anthozoa; Scleractinia; Pocilloporidae
Source: RefSeq, a predicted model, not a curated record